This is a messenger RNA of Protopterus annectens (West African lungfish), 2262 nucleotides long. RefSeq names its product fin bud initiation factor homolog (gene FIBIN). The transcript has a single exon. The coding region runs from base 524 to 1141 and encodes 205 amino acids. The record is from RefSeq and is a predicted model, not a curated record. NCBI's taxonomy places the organism in Eukaryota, Metazoa, Chordata, Ceratodontiformes, Protopteridae.
GCACCGACAUACCAGCUAUGUCAUUAGGCAGGAGAAGUCCCUGCAUUCCCAGCGUAAAUGCUGGAUAGCACUGCAAGCCAAAGACAAACGGAGCAUACUGACAGCCAGAACAUUAUGUUUCUUAACAACUACUGAAGCUGUAAUCUAAAAACAACUGCAGGGAAACACACAAACCUUCCCACGGCAUGUUCGACAAGGCUUUUGUUUCAGAUUAGGCACCACAGAGCCUUUUUUUAAAACUGGGAGAGGACACUUUCUCUAAGAGACUUGAAAUCCUUAUCCAGGUAGGAAUAUAUACACCACACUUUGGAUUUUCAACUCUGUGGCAUUCUAUAUUCUCAAGUCAGGAAAAUAAAGUUUCCAGGGACUUACAAAAUGCAUAUCUUCCCAUGAAAGAGGUGAGAUGUGUAACAAGUAUAAAAGAGGCUGAGAAUUGUACUGGGUACUUUUAACAUAUUAAGGCUGUUUACAGAAUUUAAGAAGAAUUAUCUCAGGUCUUCUAGUAGUCCACAUCAGAAGAAUUAUGUUAGGACUUAAACUGCUUUGUGUUGGGAUUGUAGGCAGUCUGGGUCAAGGUUUCUUUGAGGGCACGCUGUACCCAGAGAUGUCAAAUGGAACUCUUCACCACUAUUUUGUUCCUGAUGGAUACUAUGAGGAAAAUGAUGACCCGGAACAAUGCCAGAUGCUUUUUAAAGUGACCGAUAACAGAAAAUGUGGUAUUGAGCCAGAUCGGGAUGCACUGCUGAAAGAAGAUUAUUUAAUAAUCAAACGACAAGUGGAAGAUGCAGAUCGAGUGCUAGAGGGUGUCGCAAAAAGUAUCUCUUAUGACCUGGAUGGGGAAGACAGCUACAUUAAAUAUCUAAGGAGGGAAACAACUCAGAUAAGAGAAGCUUUUUCCAAUUCUGACAAGUCAUUAUUAGAAUUAGAGGUGAAGUUCAAGCAAAGCCAAGACAGUGAAGUCAAAGAAGAAAACAAGCUCAAUGACGACUUUUUGGAUAUGAUGCUUCGGACAAGAGAAGUAUUUAAGGAAGCUAUAGAAAUUUCCAGUGGCUUAAAAGACAAACAUGAACUUCUUUCUGUAAUCAUCAGAAGCCAUGGAAUCAGGCUAAGCAGACUUAAAAAUGAGUAUUUAAUUGUAUAGAAUAUUAAGCAAUAGCAACGUUAUGUCUUUUUAUGCAUUAGAAAUUACAUCAGCUGCAUUUACUUUUGAAUUAAGAAAAAAUCAUCAGACAUUACUGAGGCAGAAAGUAAUCUGAACACACAUACUUUCAGUGCAAAAUGACUUUCUGGCAGUUGCUAAGGUACCUUUUGAUAAAUAUGUAUUCCAUCAAAUAAUUAUUAAAUUAGGAUAUUCCUCACUUUAACAAGAAUUUUAUUUCGUGCUCUUCUUUUUUGAAGUCAUAAACCUUCACUAUAUGCAGAUGUUUUCUAUAGUUUCAGUUUGAAGGCAUACCAUUUGUUAGCAUACAGCAGUUGUAGAACCUGCAUAUACAAUAAAUAACUACUUUUCAGACAGUGUAGCUUUAUCAGGGGCCACUUGGCUAGAUGUAUUUGCGCCUUUGAAAUGUUAUCUGAGUGUUUACAUUGCAUUAAUGCCCAGUUUCUGUUUCUUCUUCCAGUUAUGUGUCCUAUGCUAUUUUUCAUGAAAUUCGUUCUCUCUUAAAGGACCAAUGAGAAAGACUAUGGACAUGCUUCAAAGUACUGUUUAUAGUCAGUCCAGCUGCAGCCAUCCUUCUUUUCUUUAGUUUAGAACGUAAUGUCAGCUGUUUAGUAUUUAGUUCAUACACAAUGAAAACAUAACUCAUUCCCAGUUUUCCGUAUUUAUGAAUGAUAACGCCACUUUUACUUUUUAUGAAACAAAGUGCAACCCUCAGCUGGUGUUUUGAUUUAAUUUAUUUAUUAUUUUAGUCCACAAUGGACUUUUGUGUGUUUUUAUGAAGUAGCUUCCAUAAGCAUUAACUCUUAGAACAGUAAUUCACAGUAUCAUUAAUGAAUGAGUAGUACAUAUUAAACUGUUACAUUCUUAUAAAUACAUCCUAUAGUUAUUAUUUAUAUGACUCUCAUUUAAGUUUAAUGACAGACAAUGAAAAGAAAAUGUAUAGCCAUUUAUUUUUACAUUUUGUUCAGUGCUAUAUCAUUGAAACAACAGAUAUUGUACUGCAGGCAGACAAAGCAAUAUUUUAUAUAUACAUGAACAUGUAAUGGCAUUUUUCUGUGUAAAAGUAUUAUCAUAAAUUCAUAUUAAAAUCAUUUUUAAUUUUC